Doryrhamphus excisus (bluestripe pipefish) is the source of this 1193-nucleotide messenger RNA. Its product is annotated as basic helix-loop-helix transcription factor scleraxis-like. The record is from RefSeq and is a predicted model, not a curated record. Gene Ontology annotation, molecular function: RNA polymerase II transcription regulatory region sequence-specific DNA binding; DNA-binding transcription factor activity, RNA polymerase II-specific; protein dimerization activity. NCBI's taxonomy places the organism in Eukaryota, Metazoa, Chordata, Actinopteri, Syngnathiformes, Syngnathidae. Gene Ontology annotation, biological process: developmental process; regulation of transcription by RNA polymerase II.
GUCAAACCGCUGCCACAGGCGCUGAGUCAUUUUUGCAGCCGGGACCGAAGCGGCCAAAUUGACUCGAAGGCGGCUUAACGUAAAUCAACAACACGUCCGCUGGUUUUAGUUCGGCGUUCUUCCGAAGGAUUUAACUAGAUGCAAAAGUGAUUCCUGGGAUGUGAAGCGAAAGAAGAGGAUCCUGGAAGCUGCAGCCACCUGUCGCAGCGCAGACUUAGCAUCAAGCGGUCAAUAUCACUUAGGGGCAGACUUUGAUCCGAGAGCUUCCUGUAAGGAAGAGGUUUUUCCAGGACCCCCUUUGACCCCCAGCGUUAAUUUGGUCGAGAUGACUUUCGCUAUGCUACGCACGGCGCCUCCAGCAGGCCGCUUCCUGUACGGUGACAUCGCUCUCCUCUCCGAAGAUGACGAUGAGAACGGCAGCGAAGGCUCGGGUUCGGAGGAGCGCUCCACCAAUCCGGCCGCCUUCCGCCUGUCAUCCUCAUCCCCGUCUGCGUUUCACAUCAAGGUGAACAGGAAGAGGAAGCUGUGCGUGGGAAGUGGAGGCGGAGGGGUCGAGGCGGUUCUGGGGAGGCUCGGAGUCCCGGGUUCGUCUCCCCCGACCGAAAUCCGCCAGAGGACGGCGGCCAAUGCUCGAGAGAGGGAUCGAACCAAUUCCGUCAACACGGCGUUCACCGCGCUACGCACGCUCAUCCCGACUGAGCCUGCAGACAGGAAGCUGUCAAAAAUCGAGACGCUUCGCUUGGCCAGCAGCUACAUCAGUCAUCUGGGAAACGUUUUGCUCCUGGGCGAGGGGCUUCAUGACGGACAGCCCUGCCACGCCCCAUCGCCACCGUUCUUUCAGGUCAACUCCUCCCCCAACAGAGGAUCCGACCAAUCAGGGCAGCCCAAGCACAUCUGCACAUUCUGCCUCAGCAACCAGAGGAAAAUGAACAAAGACAGAGACAGGAAAACGGCCAUCCGAAGUUAACAAGCAAGCACCGCCCGGCCGUGUAUUUUGUAAUACUGCAAACUGAGGACUCAGCAGACGUGGUGAUGCAUUUCUGAGACUUUUCAACGAGUACUACAGCACUUCUUGGACUUUGUACACAAAACGUCUCUUUGUAUAGCUCUUUCUACAGUGCUCUUAAGGAAGCCUUUGAGUUUUGGGCUUUGGAAAAACAGCAUUUGGAGACUGACAUGCAUAUAAAACCCAU